AUGAAUUCCAAUUCGAACUUGGUGUUUCUUGCCCACCACAACCUUCCAUUCCAGCCAUCCGUCUGUCUGUUCAACGACAGACCGGCUCACUUUCAUGAAAAGCACUGGUUGGAUCAGUACGAAGGAUGGCGUUUCAAUAAAGGAUUCCAAAGUACGAUCCGGGGGGCAUUUCAUUUGCCAGGGGCCUUUGAAAUAAUUCCAUGAUAGUAGUGUAUAUCCAUGUGCAGAUCGACUUUCUGGUUUCAGGUCUCAUUGAAGAAAUGGGAUUGACGACGGUCGGCGCGAUGGAAACGAUGAGCUGGCAAGAUCACGAAAGCAUCCGUAGGGCAACAACUCCAAAACACACGUGCACUCGUUGAUCUCUCCACUAUUUCAGUGCUCGAGAUGCUCGGAUUCUUGCUGAGCACCUACACGUGCCCGAAAACCGACGAGAUGGGAGUGCGUUGGGAGUACAGCGGCUACGAGAUCGGGCACAGUGAGCGCCUUCUGCUCUACUGGAAGAGUGCCACAAAUUGUGUGGUCACAAUUUUCUCCGAGACGGGACAGUGCGUCUCCUCGGGCGGCCCCUUCAGAACCCUGAUCACCGCGUUCCCUUGCACAAUCCGACGGCUCAACUACCUUGUGUGCCGUGGCCGCGUGCACAACUUCCUCGUCUCCUGA
Messenger RNA from Caenorhabditis sp. 36 PRJEB53466, 660 nucleotides. Lineage: Eukaryota; Metazoa; Nematoda; Chromadorea; Rhabditida; Rhabditidae. The record is from the annotation of a GenBank genome assembly.